This is a messenger RNA of Fusarium musae, 324 nucleotides long. RefSeq lists its product as uncharacterized. Bases 1 to 324 code for a protein of 107 amino acids. The transcript has 2 exons. The record is from RefSeq and is a predicted model, not a curated record. Lineage: Eukaryota; Fungi; Ascomycota; Sordariomycetes; Hypocreales; Nectriaceae.
AUGACUUUGUCUGGAUGGAUUUUAUCGCAAGAGAACAGCUUAUACGAUCACGGCUUCGUCAUAUUCCACAGUCUACCACCUCGCAUGGCAAUCCAGGAAAUGCACAUGCAUAUGGCAUGGCCUGAGAGUGCCUUUCAAGCACCCACGGCUCAAGACUGUUUUGAGCAAAUGCAAAAAUGGCUUCAGCGAUGUUCGCUGUCAAAUAUUACCGUUUACAAUGCUAUCAGAGUGUUCUGCAAGAGCGAGAUGACUGAAUACAUGGUGGGACAGUUUGCUGAUCUUGGCCCUCUGAAUCUAUUUGCGGUUGUAGCUGGUAAGAAAUGA